AUGGUUGAAAACCCACGGCUCCAGCGAAUGAAGGAGCGCAUGUCGCAAUAUCAAUUUACUGCAGUGUGGCGCGUCGGCAAGUCUCUAUGCAUCCCAGAUGCACUUUCUCGUGCUGAGGUAACGGCACAUGUCAGAUCUGUCAUCAACGCUACAACAGCUUCCCAGGACGAGGAUGCCCCAACCAUUGACGCCGACCGGACCCUACAGGACAUGUCGAUAGCAGCACAGGCCGACCCCACCUACGUUGGCCUUCGUGACUGCAUCAGUUCUGGGUUUCCCACGAACCGCUACGACCUACAUGCAUCCUUAUCACCGUACUGGAAGCUGCGAGAAGCCCUCUCUACUGAUGGCAACCUCGUGCUCUAUGGGACUCGGACAUCGCCAACACCGUCGCUGCCUGCGAGCCGUGCCAAGUCCUGCGUCCCAGCCAACAAACGGGAGCCUCUCCACAACGACGACCAUCCAUCCAGGCCCUUUGAGUCGGUAUCGGCGGACUUCUUCCAGGUAGCUGGGAAGUCCUUUCUUGUAGUCGCCGACCGCCUCUCUGGCUGGCCUGUGGUUGUCCCUUGCAAGGGUGACACUACUGCCUCCUCGACCAUACGGCACUUCUGCCGCUACUUCAGAGAGGUGGGUCCCUUACGCCUGCGCACCGAUGGAGGACCUCAGUUUACCAGCAAAGAAUUCGCCGACUUCACAGAACGUUGGGGUGUACAUCACAUCACCUCGUCGCCACAUUACCCACAGUCUAAUGGACACGCUGAGGCCGCCGUCAAGGCUGUCAAGCACUUGAUCCUCAAAACGGCCCCCACAGGAAACAUUGACUGCGAGGAUUUCAAUCGUGGUCUCCUUGAUUGA
Molecule: messenger RNA, 855 nt
Organism: Macrobrachium nipponense
Lineage: Eukaryota; Metazoa; Arthropoda; Malacostraca; Decapoda; Palaemonidae
Exons: 2
Coding region: 1-855 (284 amino acids)
Biological process (GO): DNA integration
Molecular function (GO): nucleic acid binding
Source: RefSeq, a predicted model, not a curated record